Besnoitia besnoiti is the source of this 2997-nucleotide messenger RNA. RefSeq lists its product as uncharacterized. Bases 1 to 2997 code for a protein of 998 amino acids. The record is from RefSeq and is a predicted model, not a curated record. The transcript is spliced from 5 exons. NCBI's taxonomy places the organism in Eukaryota, Apicomplexa, Conoidasida, Eucoccidiorida, Sarcocystidae.
AUGUACGAGUUCUGCACCCGUGCUCUCACCCCCGCCAGCAGCUUCACCAAGGAGAAAGCAAUGCAGAUUCACCGCCGAGAGCGCCUCGCGAUGGUUGGGUGCAGACUGUUCAGUAAAGGCUGGCAAGCCUUUGGAGCCUCAGACGCUGAGCAGCCGAUCGACAUCAGCGAAUCCGCUUUACCGCCGUCCUCCCUUUCCCCUCUGGUGCCAGUAAAACCGGGCGCCCCACUGGUUGCCCAGGGACUACCAAGAAACUACACCCAGCGUCUUUCCGAGGCUUUUGACGGCCGUCCGGGUCAUGGAGGUGCUCCAAACGCGCUACGCACGGAGGUCUCGGACUUCGGCUCCAUUCCGCGAACACUCAUUCCCGCGCCGCGUUUCGUCCGGUCUUUUGUCGACGCUGAAAAUCGCGAUUUUUCGCAGGGACGGGGGGGAGACGGCGGAGACCUGACUUCUUCGCCAGAACGCAAGGGACAGGAAGAGGACGAGGAGGCAGGGGACAUCUCUAUUCUUGGUCGUGUGGGACAGAAUGCGGAGAUAAACGGCGAGUACGAAAUCCUCCCUGACGAGGGGGGAGAAGCAGGAGGAAGGCCCCUGGGCCGUCAGCACCGAAGCCGGCGCCCUGCGUACCGAAAGAGGUCUCCACUCGCCUCUUCUCCAUCCUUGUCCUCUGUCGCCACUCCUCAGCCUGGGGGCGGAGGAGAGAGGAGGCGGGCCGCAGGCCCUGAGUUAUCCGCACCCCUGUUUUUGUUUCACAUGGAUGCGUCGGACUCGGAGACCCCCGCGUUUUGGGCGAUCGGCGAGCUUCUGGGGGAGAACGCCAAGAUUCGCGCCUUCGUUCUGAGCUCUGCAGAAACGCCCGACAAGGCACAGGGCGAGUGGAUGGUUUUCGAGACCGCUGUUUACUCGGCGGACCCGCCUCUGCACCCGCAGCCGGCGGCGCUUCCUCCUGCUUUUCGGCCGGACCCAUAUGUCGUCGCUGUGCGCGUCUCCUGCAGCAACGGCGCUCUGGACGGUGCAGAGACAGGCCUCGACUGCGGAGGGCCAAAGUGCGCGCCCUGCAGUGAAUUCCGCAGUUGCAGACUCCCCAAGCAGUUCCCUGCUGGCGGCUACGCGCUCGGGGACUGCCCUACAGACGGCCGCCUGAUCCACGGCCAAGCGUGUACGUACAAGUGCCCGCUGGGGUGGCGAGAAGGCGGCGCACUCGGCCGCAUUUGCUACGACGGGACUGUUUUGGAGAUCCGCAGAGGCCGCGGAUGCGAGCGGGCGUUUGAGCUGCCUGAAAACGACGUGCGGGCCUGCCAGUUUCUCCUCCUCGAGGGCGCCCCAGAGGCACAAAGCAGCUGCAACGGGCUCUUCAUCAGCCAUAUUGUCACGGGCAUGAGCGGUCAACGCGCGAUAUUCUGGCAGAAAGACCUCAAUGGAAAGCUCAUUCAACUCUACUGGGAAGAAGGCUACUGGAUCUGUGGAUCAUUCGAAACAGACGAGGAAUUCGGAUACCUCCCCGACAUGACGCCGCAGAAGCUCAUCCAAGCGCGCUCAGUCCCCUUGGCUUCGGACGACGCAGUCUGGUCGACCCCUCUGGGACCGCAGCAAACGUCGCCGUCGCCUGCUUCCCUUCACUGCGUGGAUCCUCUCAAGCCUUUCCAGCAGAGUCCGCGAGACGCAAAUCGGUGCCCUGCCUUCCUCUUCGCAGGAUGGUCGCGUUCUGACUUGAAUGGGUACUGGUACGAGCUCUUUCCGUCGUCCUCGGACGGCCGUCCUCGGUUCAUAAACGAGCAAUCGCUCGUGCUUCACUGGACUCCUCUGGGGUACUGGGUAGUGGGUGUUUCCGAAGAUGAGACGCUCGCGACGGCGCUCGCCUUCUCACCCAGCAAGUACCCGCCUCCGAACGGCUGGAGGCUGUGGAACGCGCAGAAGGGGCUGUGGGAAGCCGAAACGAGAGUCCGCGCAGACUGCGUGCCUGAGGACGAUCGCGGCAGCACCAGUAGUGACUUCAACCGCUGGCCUGGCGGCGUGAGUGGCUCGGAGGAGAAUUUCAAAAACGCCCGAAAUCGCCUCUUCGGCUUCCCUGCUCCCCUUCUCGACAUUUCAGCUUCUUCGCACAUCCUCGGUCUGCCUCCCUCUCCGUCCCGCGAGCCGUACGGCCAGGACCACAGCCGCACUCGCGCGGGCCUUCUUCAGGGCUUGAUCGCGCCCGAAGAAGGGGACGCGCGGCUGGGGCAAAACGGAGACAAACUCGAGGCCCUCGAUAUCCCAAAGCCGCACGCGUGUCCGCACCUCCUCCUAGAGGGCGGCGUAGGGCUCGGCGAGCGCUGCAACGGCGUCUGGACACGGCCUUCGGCGCGUUUGCACGCACGAAGGAAAAAGGAAACAAGGGGGGUAAGGGAAAGCGCGACCGCCCGCGAAACUGCAGGUGAGGCCGGAGGGGGAGAAGACGAAGACGACCAAGUUAGUGGAAAGCCAAACUACCUUUUCAAAUUGUCAAUAGACAGUCGCGUGCUGUACCUCUACAAUGCCGAAGGCCAGUGGCGAUGCACGGCGGACGGAACUACGAUGCUAGGGUUCUCGAAUAAGGGCGUCGCGCUUCGCGAAGGAAUUGAACAACAGGAAAGAGUGAACGGAGAUCGACUCAUAGAUGGUCGCACAGGAGACUUCCCAGACGACGCAGAAGAGGGUAACUGGCUAGAUGGCAUGCGAUACGUCUCCGCACCUUGGAAACUGUCCUGUUUCCCGCAAGAAAAAGGACUGGAAAACAAAUGCGACGAAGUGAGCAUUUCGGGUUUCGCUGAAUCCGCAGAGCCCUUCAACGGCCUCUGGGUGAGGCGCGUAGAUUCGCCUUCCCCCUCUCAGCAGCCUCGUUUUGUGAAGCAAGUUGUCGACAGCACACAGGGCGGCCCGUAUUUCCCUGCUCUUGACACCGAGUUACAUCUCUAUCGGCACCCGGUUGGCUUGUGGGUUAUAGGUCAAGAUACCAAGCCCAAGCCUAAACCCUAA